AUGAAUACGGAAUGGGAAGAGGAGGAAGACGACCCAACUUAUAAGGGGGAAUCCACAGUGUUUAGCAGACUUCCUCCGGAACACGAAGCAUACAAACCAACCAAGCGCGCGGGGUACAACCCCAAAGCAGAGCAUGAUUACACCUUGAGCUAUCGUCCUGAGGACAUGGCUGAAAAUUCAAAGUUUAUCCGAGAAAUCGCAUGCGCGGCCAUCGACAAAACGAAGUUACCGCACAACGUGGGCAAAUACAACGGGCUGACGGACCCGGACGAUCACCUCCAGGUGUUUAAAGGCGCAGGAGCAACAGGCGGUUGGAACUUACCAACAUGGUGCCACCUGUUCGCUCAGACAUUCGUUGGCGCAGCGCGCAUCUGGUUCGACAACUUACCAGCUGGCAAAAUCAAAUCAUGGGUCGACUUCCGAGAGAAGUUCCUAGCACACUUCUCUCAGCAGCGAAGACAAGCCAGAGACCCAGGUGACUGUUUGAACAUAUGGAGAAAAGACUACGAAAGCGUAGAAGAUUUCAUUACGAGGUACAACAAAGAAUGCUUAGAGAUUGGAGACAUACCAGAAAAGAUGAUGCGCGCGCACUUCAUGCGCGCGGUCAAGUGCGACGACCUGGUGAAACGAAUCAAAGGACGAGAUGGGGGACCCAAAGAUUGGGAAACUUUCAUUGAAGCAGCCAAGACUAUUGCGCAGACAGACAGGCAGCUGACCGGUGAUGAUCACCGUCAGCGCGUGCAUAAUCACAAUGACCGAAGCAACAGAAGGGGCAGAAACCAACCCUGGAAGGCAUCCGCACACAGAGAAAGGAGCCCUCCACGGGAAGACGCACGCCAUACUAUCAACCAGAUAGCCCAUCGAAAAGAAGUUAAGCGAGAAAACAGAGAAAAACAGUGGACCCCACUGACUAAAACACCCUCCGAGGUUCUGGCUACAGAAAAUCACCACCUAAAGCAAGAAAUCGAAAGAGCUCUAAGAGACGGAAAGCUCAGUCACUUAGUCAAGGGAGGAAAGCGCGAUUACCGCCAGAUACAACGAAGAGACGAAGGUCCAGACAACAAGAAGCUCAGAAAGCUAGAAACUCAUAUGGUGCAAGGAGGUCCACGGCGACCAAGAAAAAACUACAACAAGCGCGCGCAGGAUGAUUCAUGGCGUGAGAAGCAAGUGGUUUUCCCAGUUGUCAGGGGAGGCCCGAGAGAAAAGCGGCCAAUAGUUAUCCCAGGGGUGAUCGGCCACUACCAAACAGAUUACAUCUUCAUUGAUCCCGAGAGCACCGCGGACAUCAUAUAUGAACAAUGCUUCAAUCAAUUUGACCAAGAGGAUAAGGCGCGCCUAGAACCAGUCGAUUACCCACUAACUGGUUUCUGCAACGAGGCCGUCUUUCCCCUAGGACAAAUAUCAUUCCCAGUAUUGCUUUCUGACGGGAGAAAUUCAAGAACCGAAGAAGUCACACUUAUGGUACUACCGGCACAUUCAAGACAUGACAUCCUCCUAGGAAGAGAAUCCCAAGGAGAUUUCAGCAUGAUCUGUUCCGCACCACAUUCUGCCAUAGGUUUUCCAACCGAAACAGGCAUCGCGUUGAUAUACGCAAGCAAAGAAGUGCUAGCAACAGAUGAAAUCAGACCGACAAAAGCAAGCAAACAGGCACCGCGCAUAGAAGCAGAGAAAUGGGUAUUGAACAGCGCAUACCCAGAACAAACAGUCACCCUGGGCCCAGCCAUGUCUGAUCUAACCCGCGAGGCGCUAAAAAAAUUACUACAAGAAAACAUGGACGUGUUCGCCUGGACUCCGGCCGAUAUGGUUGGCGUUCCACGGCACAUCGCAGAACACCGACUAAAUGUCUCAGAAGAUGCAAAGCCAGUAGUGCAUGCUAAACGACACCUGGGGGAUAUCAAACAUGAUGCAAUGAAAGAACAAGUAUUGGAACUGCUAAACGCAGGUAUCAUCAGGGAAGUCCGAUACCAAACAUGGGUAGCAAGCCCAGUAAUGGUAAAGAAACCGAAUGGCAGUUGGCGAAUGUGUGUCGAUUAUAAGGAUCUGAACAAAGCAUGCCCACGUGACUGCUACGCUUUACCAGAUAUAGAUGAAAAAAUCGAUUCUUUGGCAACAUUCCGGUGGAAAUGUUUCUUAGAUUGCUACAAAGGGUAUCACCAGGUUCAAAUGGCCGUUCAAGAUGAAGAUAAAACCGCAUUCCGCACGCCAACGGGGCUGUAUUGUUAUACCAAAAUGCCGUUCGGCUUAAAAAAUGCAGGCGCAACGUACCAAAGGUUGAUGAACGAAACAUUCAGUGACGCCAUCGGUAAGUACAUCGAAGUGUACAUGGAUGAUCUGGUAAUCAUGAGCAAGGAGGAGAGCGCGAUGCUGGCAAAUAUCCAGAAGACCUUCAACACACUGCGAAGCGUAAGCAUCAAACUGAAUCCAGCAAAGUGCUCAUUCGGAAUGGAAGAGGGAAAGUUUCUGGGCUUCAUAGUCACUAAAGAUGGUUUUAAGGUGAACCCGGAGAAGGUCCAAGCCAUAGACAGGAUGCCUUCACCAGCAAACGUCAAAGACAUGCAAAAGCUUGCAGGACGACUGGCAGCACUCAAUCGUUUCCUCGCCAACCACGCGGCAAAAUCCUUCCCAUUCAUCAAGACCUUGCGCAACUGCAUGAAGAAAAACCAGUUCCAAUGGACUCCGGAAUCAGAAAAUGCGUUCCGCGAGAUGAAAGACUGUCUCAUCAAGUUACCAACUUUAACAGCACCAAACAAAGGAGAACCUUUGGUCCUCUACCUCUCAGCUUCCGACAAGGCAGUCGGAGCCGUACUGCUUGUUGAUCGUCAAGGUGUCCAGACACCUGUGUAUUAUGUGUCUCGAACCCUGACUGACCCAGAAACCAGAUACGCAAUCAUGGAAAAGCUCGUCCUCGCACUGAUUCACGCCUCAAGAAGGCUGCGCAGAUAUUUCGCCAACCACGUCAUUCACGUGCUAACAAACUACAAUAUUGGAAAUAUCCUAGCAAGGCCAGAAGUGUCAGGAAGGUUGGCCAAAUGGGCAAUAGAGCUGGGGGGACAUAACGUAGUUUUCAGACCACGACCGUCAAUCAAAGGCCAAGUUUUGGCAGACUUCAUGACGGAGGUCCCAGAUGACAAAGACAGAGAGUGUAAAGCGAUGGAGAAAGCCGAGAAAAAGCAAACCGAAGAACCAUGGCUGCUGUACACAGAUGGUGCAUCCAACGAAGAUGGGGCAGGCGCAGGGCUAAGGCUAGUAAGCCCCGACAAACAUGAGUUCACAUACGCCAUACGCCUAGACUUCAAGAGCACAAACAAUGAAGCAGAGUACGAAGCCUUUCUGGCCGGCUUGCGUUUGGCAAUCAAAAUGGGGGUCCGACACAUCGAAGCACAUGUGGACCCCAUGUUAGUAGCAGGCCAAAUCAACGGCCAGUACGAAGCCAAGGGCGACAUAAUGGCACUCUAUCUCAACCAAGCAAAAACGUUGUUACAAACUUUCUAUUCCUACAAGGUGCAUCACAUAAACCGCAUCGAAAACAAGCCGGCAGAUGCAUUAAGCAAGCUUGCGUCGACAAGUUUCCAGCACUUAGCAAAGGAUGUGCGCAUAGAAGUUUUGAGCAACCCAUCUGUUCCACUCAGAGAAGUCAGCGUCAUCCAAACAGGAACCACGUCCUGGAUGACACCCAUAAUCAUGUACUUACAGUCCGGGAUACUUCCAGAAAAUAAAGUUGAGGCGCGGAAAAUCCAAUACAAAUCAGAACAUUAUCAGAUGGCAGACGGGAUACUGUAUCGAAAGUCAUAUCUCGGCCCACUGCUAAGAUGUGUUGAUGCCGACGACGCAAAUUAUCUGAUCCGGGAAGUACAUGAAGGCAUUUGUGGUAUCCAUGCCGGGCCGCGGAUGGUAGUGGCAAAAGUAAUGAAUGCCGGAUACUACUGGCCCGGGAUGCACCUCGACGCCGUGAAAGAGUUGAGGAAAUGCAGUGGCUGCCAAAGGCACGCACCAAAAACCAUGCGGCCCAAAAACGAGCUGGUACCAGUAACAACCGCAUGGCCUUUUCAGCAAUGGGGCAUAGACAUGGUGGGCCCCUUUCCAGAAGCUCCGGGGGCAGUUAAGUUCAUCAUAGUCGCGGUCGAUUACUUCACCAAGUGGGUAGAAGCAAAGGCACUCGCAUCAACCACGUCGGCAGUCGUUAAACGCUUCAUAUGGGAACAAAUCAUAUGCCGGUUCGGCCUACCACUCAGAAUCAUCACCGACAAUGGAACAAACUUUGCAGCAGAUGAUCUCGAACGAUGGUUCAAGGAACUAAACAUUGAACAUACCUUCUCGUCGGUUGCACAUCCGCAAGGGAAUGGUCAAGUUGAAGCGGUCAACAAGAGCAUCGUCGAUGGCAUCAAAGCAAGGCUCGGUGAAAAAAGGCGUGGGUGGGUCGAUGAACUACCCAGCAUAUUGUGGGCCCAUAGAACAAUGCCAAAAACAAGCAAUGGAGAAACACCUUUCAGCUUGGUCUAUGGGUCCGAGGCUGUGAUCCCAGCAGAGAUUAGGCUUCCAUCUACAAGAAUGCUCUCCAUGAGCCUGAUAAACAACGAAGAAGAAAGGAGGAUCGACCUGGACCUCCUAGAAGAACGGAGGGAGAUGGCAGCAAUCAAUGAAGCCAAAUACAAAUCAAAGCUUGAAAAGUAUUACAACUCCCGAGUUCGGAUCUGCACCUUCAACCCAGGGGACUAUGUCUUAAGAGACAAUGAAGCGUCCAACGCAGAAAAACCGGGGAAACUGGCUCCUAAGUGGGAAGGCCCAUACAUCAUUGAUGAGGUGCUCGGGAAGGGAGCGUACAAGCUACGUACCAUGAACAACAAAGAGGUUCCACGAACCUGGAAUGCCCAACAGUUACGAAAAUGCUACAUAUAA
This is a messenger RNA of Helianthus annuus (common sunflower), 4896 nucleotides long. RefSeq lists its product as uncharacterized. The record is from RefSeq and is a predicted model, not a curated record. Gene Ontology annotation, biological process: DNA integration. Bases 1 to 4896 code for a protein of 1631 amino acids. The transcript is spliced from 2 exons. NCBI's taxonomy places the organism in Eukaryota, Viridiplantae, Streptophyta, Magnoliopsida, Asterales, Asteraceae. Gene Ontology annotation, molecular function: RNA-DNA hybrid ribonuclease activity; nucleic acid binding.